ACGACCAGGUUCAUUUUCCGCAAAUUUUCAUCUGCUCACUCCAAAGAGACUACAUAUUGACUUUUUCUUGUCAGCAUUAAUACGCUGUGUGCGCUUACUUGACGGAAGACGUCUCUCAACUCGAUAUAUGUUUCUUCGUUACCCGGCUGAUACUCGAAUCCUGUCCCGAAACCGAAGAGAUGGGCCAACCAUCGUUCCAGGCAUCUAAUGCCAUUAUAUAUGUGACCUAUGGAGCAUUCCUUGUACUGGGAACGGCGCUCGCGUGGAAGAUGAGGAAUCAGUCAAAGGCUGACUUCCUUUCCGGAAACAGAACUCAGUCGGCUUUCCCGCUGGCCCUGAACUUUAUCGCGGCUGCCAUGGGAUCUGGCAUUUUGUUCUCGUACCCGCAAUUGGCCACAUUGGCUGGUGUACAAGGUCUACUUGUCUAUGCCCUGGCCUCAGCUCUGCCCCUGAUGGUAUUUGCUGCCCUGGGCCCAAUCAUUCGAAAGAAGUGUCCUGAGGGUUUUGUCCUUACCGAAUGGGUGAAGCAACGAUAUGGAGUGGUUACGGCUCUGUACUUGAGUGCCCUGACACUGCUCACCCUUUUCCUCUACAUGGUGUCUGAGCUUUCGGCCAUCGGACAGGUCGUCACGGCCUUGACCGGUCUGGACGGAUUGCCAGUGCUUAUUGUUGAAUGCCUUGUCACGACUGUUUACACUUCGCUUGGAGGCUUCAAAAUUUCCUUCAUUACCGACAACAUCCAAGGAGCUAUGAUUGUGGCUCUUAUAAUAAUUGCUACCAUCACUGUUGGCGUCAAGACUGAGAUUAAGCCGGAGCUGAUCGACUCCUCUGGCCUUCUUAACUCUAGCCUGAUCGGAUGGCAGCUGGUUUACAUCCUGCCCGUCGCCAUUCUCACCAACGAUUUCUUCUUGUCCAACUUCUGGCUGCGGACAUUUGCUUCCAAAACGGACAAGGACUUGUGGAUCGGCGUCUCGAUUGCCAUGGUCGUGAUUCUGAUCACCCUGACUCUCGUCGGAUGUACUGGUUUGGUUGCUGCAUGGUCAGGAGCCUACGAUCCUACCGUCGAUGAGGAUGGUUCUGUCGCUUUCUUCCUGCUCCUGGAGCAGCUACCCAACUGGGUUGUCGGCAUUGUACUUGUCAUGUCGAUCGCUCUCAGCACUGCAUCGUUUGACUCACUUCAGUCGGCUAUGGUUUCCAGUGCCUCGAACGACCUGUUCCGCAAUCGACUCAACACCUGGUGGAUCCGCGGCGCUGUGGUAUUGAUCAUUGUUCCUGUCGUCAUCUUGGCCUUGAAAGCUCCCAGCAUCCUGCAGAUCUACCUCAUCUCCGAUCUGCUCUCAGCCGCCACUAUUCCAGUCCUGAUGCUAGGUCUCAGUGACAGGUUCUACUGGUGGCGCGGUUUCGAGGUGCUUGUUGGUGGUCUCGGCGGUAUACUGACUGUGUUCAUAUUUGGAGCAAUCUACUACGACAGUGCGCAGCAGGGUGCCGAGCUCAUUCUUCUCGAGCAGGGUCUCUACACGGGCGACUGGGGUGCCUUUGGCGCCUUCGUCGCCGCGCCCGUCGGCGGUCUACUCUGGGGGUUUGGUGCCCUAGGUCUGCGACUAGCCUUCCACCUUGUCCGGGCCAAGAUGACGGGCCGACGCUUCGACGCACUUGAUCGCCCGUUCCCGGGGCCCUCACACCAGAGGCACGAGGACGACGACAUGGCUGCCGUUACGAGCGAUCGGGAGACUAUCGCUAUCAACACAAAGGUCACUGGAAAGUUCUUCUAAGCGGCCCUCGUUCGCCUGUUGUGGCAUUUGAAGACCAGGCUUUUCUGACUGCGUCUCGAUCUACGGACCGCAGUCGUUGUUAAGCGUUGGUGGCGUGGGUUGAUUGGCCGGUUUGAAGGGGGCCAGAAAACAUGGGGUUGAGUUGUCGAGCACUUUGGGGAGGCUCACUGUUGGGCAUGAGGAUAACGGGUUACCGAUGUCUAGGAACUACACUGCAAGCAUCCUGUGUGGUUUGCAAGGAUACUCUGGGCGUUUGUGGCAUGUUGUUUAUAAGUGUCGGUGUGGUUGUUAUGUAUAUUGAAGAAAACAAUAAAAUUGUGACCACAGGA
This is a messenger RNA of Truncatella angustata, 2101 nucleotides long. RefSeq lists its product as uncharacterized. Lineage: Eukaryota; Fungi; Ascomycota; Sordariomycetes; Amphisphaeriales; Sporocadaceae. Gene Ontology annotation, molecular function: transmembrane transporter activity. Gene Ontology annotation, biological process: transmembrane transport. Bases 180 to 1772 code for a protein of 530 amino acids. The record is from RefSeq and is a predicted model, not a curated record. The transcript is spliced from 5 exons. Gene Ontology annotation, cellular component: membrane.